Molecule: messenger RNA, 321 nt
Organism: Phytophthora sojae
Lineage: Eukaryota; Oomycota; Peronosporomycetes; Peronosporales; Peronosporaceae
Exons: 1
Coding region: 1-321 (106 amino acids)
Source: RefSeq, a predicted model, not a curated record
AUGAAGCUCUCUGUGCUACCGGUACCGGCAAGGUCCUCGCCGCAAAUCGUCUGGCUGAAGCAAUCAAGUGUGCCGCUGCCGCCGCGGGGGCAGACCCUUCAACUUUCGGAACUCACGGCACUCUUCGCGGCUGGGGUCGACAGGCUCACAAUCAAAUUAUUCGGAAGAUGGUCCUCCGACGCGUUCGAGCGAUACACCAGGAUGAACGAGGCAACAACAAGAUCACUCGCGGAACAGAUGGAAGAGGGGCCUGGUCACGUGUCAGCCCAGUUACACUGGUUGGGGCUUCGUCCAGCUACAACACGGAGCUCGACUAGCUAA